Molecule: messenger RNA, 5446 nt
Organism: Patiria miniata (bat star)
Lineage: Eukaryota; Metazoa; Echinodermata; Asteroidea; Valvatida; Asterinidae
Product: G-protein-signaling modulator 2-like
Exons: 15
Coding region: 104-2041 (645 amino acids)
Molecular function (GO): protein binding; GTPase regulator activity
Source: RefSeq, a predicted model, not a curated record
AAUGGGACAGGUUGCACAUUGGGGGCAGUACACUGUUUUGCUCGCUUGAAAUUUAUUUUUUUAGCCGACGGAAAAUAAGAAUUCUUACGGUUGUGCAUAUCAAAUGCGGUUGGAACUAGAGGAGGGACGGGCAUCAACGAAUGCCUUUAAGAUGGACGCGUCUUGCAUGGAAUUAGCCCUUGAAGGAGAACGGCUCUGCAAAGCGGGCAAUUGUAAAUCCGGCGUGCAGUACUUUGAGGCGGCCGUGGAAGUCGGCACAGAUGACCUGCGCACGCUGAGCGCCAUCUACAGUCAGCUAGGCAACGCGUAUUUCUACCUUCAGGACUACACCCGUGCGUUGGAGUACCACAGGCAUGACCUCACGCUGGCAUGCACGUUAGGGGACCACAUAGGAGAAGCCAAGGCAAGUGGUAACCUAGGCAACACGCUGAAAGUGUUGGGCAAAUUUGACGAGGCUAUUGUGUGCUGCCAACGACAUCUGGAUAUAUCGAGGGAGCUUGGUGAUAGGGUUGGUGAAGGCAGGGCACUGUACAACCUGGGCAAUGUCUACCACGCUAAGGGGAAGCACGCCGGCCGAGCAGGGCACCAGGAUCCCGGGGACUUCCCCGAAGAGGUCAUCGGGUGCCUCCAGAAAGCCGUGGAGUUUUACGAGAUGAAUCUUGCCAUUGUCAAAUCGCUCGUAGACAAGGCGGCUCAGGGAAGGGCAUGUGGUAACCUUGGCAACACGCAUUAUCUCCUGGGCAACUUUGAGACGGCAAUUGGAUUCCACAAAGAGAGGCUGUCCAUCGCCAAGGAGUUCGGAGACAAGGCAGCCGAGAGGAGAGCCUACAGUAACCUUGGCAACGCCUGUGUCUUCAUGGGAGAUUUUGAGACAGCUGCCGAUUAUUACAAGAAAACCCUGCACAUUGCUCGUCGGUUGGGAGACAUAGCCAUUGAAGCUCAGGCCUGCUACAGUCUAGGCAAUACAUUCACUCUACUGAGGGAUUAUGAAACAGCGGUGGACUACCAUGAGAGACACCAUAGGAUAGCGCAGAAACUCAAGGAUAGGGUCGGAGAGGGUCGAGCCUGCUGGAGUUUAGGGAAUGCACACACGGCCCUGCAGAAUCAUGAAAAGGCAUUGCACUAUGCAACCCUUCACCUACAAAUCUCUAGAGAGGUCGGGGACAAAACAGGCGAGCUGACAGCGCAAAUGAAUCUGGCUGACCUUCGGACUGUGUUGGGACUGGACAAAGACCCAUGCAGCCAAGAUGGUCUGCUACAGAACGCCAGCAAAAAGACACUCAAAGAAAAAGAGCUCAACAGGCAACGUCGGCAGAGUAUGGAACGGCUGGAACUGGUUACCAUGACACCAGACAAAAAUGCAGCAGCUGCAACAGCCAACGGCAAGCCCAAGCAAUCCGCGGGCGCCAAGUUCAAGAGGAAAGGCAGCAACAAGGAGAAGCUGAGCAGGAAGAGCUCCAACACCUCCAGCACCAGCUCCAGCAGCGGGGAAUCGGCUGCCUGUCUCAGGACAGAGAAUGUCAACAUACAGGUCUCGCCUCAGCAGAGAUCUUCCCCGGAGUUUAUGGAUGAUGACGACAGCUUCUUUGAUGUCUUGAGUCGCUUCCAAGGUAAGCGCAUGGAUGAGCAAAGGUGCUCUUUCAACAGGAUGCAAGACAAGCAGCGAGAGAGAGAGAACGACGAAGACAGAGAUUAUCCCAUGAAAGAGGAACUCAUGAAUCAAAUCGCCAGUUUCCAGCGUAGCCGGCUCAACGAGCAGCGGUCCAGCAUCUGCAACCUGCCGGGCCUCAAGACCAACAAUGAGGAGGUGCUGGGCCAGCUGCUGCAAAAGGGCAACCAGGGCGUGCCCGAUGACGACUUCUUUGAUAUGCUAAUGAGAUGUCAGGGCUCCAGGAUUAACGACCAACGCAGUGAGCCCCCGGUCUUACAGCCUGCUCCCACCGUCCCCGAUGAGGACUUCUUUGCCUUGAUCCAACGCGUCCAAUCCAAACGCAUGGACGCCCAACGGUCCGACAAGGGACCACAAGAUCAGACGAAGUAAUCACCAGUCACGAGACUGCAUUGCUUGAAGCGAGACGAACGCGUAUCCGGACUUUUCGGCCGAGUCGGCAUCGCACUUUAUUCACAUCACAGUCACCUUGAUCGGAAGAGUCUGGAGCGGCCAUUGGGUGACUUUCGUAAACAUUUGCAAAUGCCAGUCUCUUGAGGGCGCUGUUCGUGUGGGCGCAAGUCGAAUGCGCGUCUGAACAAUGUACAUUGAUUCUGUGAUGUUCACUAUGAUGAAAAUUAAAUAACAGUGUGAUCUUGUGUGCGAUCGCUGCGUAGUCCUGUAUUGUGUGGUGUGUGUGUUCAGGGGAGUGUUACUGAUAUUGACAUCCUUUGGGAAUGGAGGGGGAUAAACAUCCCCUGGGUAGGGGAGGGGUCAUGCUGCAUGGGGGUGGGUUACGGCUGAAAUUUUUCACGGAGUCAUUCCAGGUGGUUAUAAAACUCAGACGUAGAAACUCCCCCAAAGGUACACAAUGGCACAGCACCAUUUUAUAGCCACUUGAAAUACCCAAAAAAAAGAACACGCUUGAUGAACUAACUUCUAGUUUUUCAAUAGCCUGGUCCAAGAUUUGAUUUCAAAUUUAUUUUCUCAGUACAAUGGAACUUCGCUAUACCGAACACCGCUAUAUCAAACAUUCAGCUAUGCCGAACAUCGUCAUUGGCCCCUGAUUUUUGUGUACAAAACGUACUGAACAUUGUUGUUGAAAAAUGGCAACAGAAGAGCAACAAGUGGCUAUUAUCUCCCCAAGGAAUAGAAGGGGAAAGCCACCCAUUGCUCUAGGUAGUAAGCUCAACUGUGUAACGGUAAAUUACAUAAUUCAAUAGUCGGCACAUGUUCAAAGUCUUUCUGUAACUACUAGUACCAGGGCAUGCAGGGUGAAGUUCUGAAGGGGGCUAUUUAUUGAAAAGUGAGUACCGGAGCGCCGGCAGCUUAAAAUCGCUAUACUGAACGAUCACUAUUAUGAACAAUUUAUGUGGAUCCCGCAAUGUUUUUAUAGCGGCGUUCCACUGUACAGCUGGUUGCCGACAAGUGCGGUAAAGCCAACAAUAUCAAGUCUUGGGAAUUUUGGCAGCGCUACCCAGGAAAUUCCGAGCAUACCUCACGCAUUCAAGCUUUAUGUGCACACAUGAGCUGCUUAGAAUUACCUGGAUUGCCAGUGAUCGGGAAAAUAAAAUUCAAAAUUCAAUCUUGGACGAAGACGAGUCACUUGAUGCCAUUAAUGGGAUUCAUUGGUGUUUCUGCCCGUGUCAUUGCACUGGCAGUUUUUAAUAAGUGUAUCGGUUGGAAAUUAGUUCCAAUCGAUGUGCAAAAUACGGUGCGAAAAUGACGUCAACUUUGUAACACGUAAUAAAUAUCGCAAUGGUUUUUAAUUAAUCACAUCCUACGUGUAGCAUUCUCCGCCACUCAAGCAGUUGUUGAAACAUUUUACUGAAACUCUUCCAAGUUUUCACGAUUCUGCAACAACUGUUUGAGGUUUAGUAAAUUGUCGAGGUGCCUUUUUUAAAAACUUCUGUCUUACUUGAAUACAUAUGUAGUUUUACGUGUUUUAUUUAUUUUAAGGGAGUUGUAGUGAUGUGUAGAUAUUUACCACAUAUUUCAAGGGUUUAUCUCUCUACUUUUUUUGAGAGCAGUUUAGAGUCUUACCUGAUGAUCUUUUUCAUCCUGUUUGGUCGGUACAUGUGUUGCGUAUUUAGGUCUAUUCUAAACUGUAGGCCUAGGAGACGAACACAACAAAAUAUUUGAAAAUGGGCAUAUGGGAAGACAGCUAUGUAAGAACAAAGGGAAAGAAUGUCGCAUCCUGACGCCACUUUUUUUCAUGUUAUCUCAAUGAACGUCAGUCAUUUCAAAAACAUUGAAAAGAUAUGAAUCUGGACUUGAAACAUUUCCAAUUUUGUUAAAAAAUACUUUGAAUAAAUGCACUCAACUCGGCAUUGACUUUGUAUGCAACCAAAGAAGUUGCGUCCGGAUACUACAUUUUUUCCCAACAAAGGAUGUUUUUUUGAUUAUGUGGAAAAUAACAGGCCUAAACAAAUUCCCAAUAGCCAAAUUCUUGUUGGAAUUUGAACUGUGUCAAGCAAGCACACAUGUAUUAACAACGAAAAGCCACUAUACAGCAGCAUCGAUAAGUGUUCAUUGUUAUGGCCCAUGUCUUACCAUACAACAGUGAAUGAAACUUGGUUCUGAUACAGACCUGCCUGUUAAGCCCCGCCCACAGCACACUCGGGCACUAAUUGCGCAUCUCCAAUACCACACUGCAUGUUGCAGUCACAUGUGUCAUUAAACGCAUGUGCACGCAUGUCGGACUUUAGUGAACGUAUGUUGGUCAUUAAUCACAGCUGUGAUUGGUCAAGACAUCAUGAGGUGGGGCUUAACAGGGUGGGGCUUAACGGGGCGGGGCUUAACAGGCGGGGCUUAACACAUCGGUCUAUUGGUCUUUGGUCUUGGUUGAACUAUGCAACAAACCCUUGUGUGGUUGUUCGUGAGCAUUUGAUGUUUAGAUGAUCAAUAAGCCUGACACUUUCUUCUGUAUUUUUGUUGUUGGCUUGUUGACUUGUCCUAUCGGUUCUCAGGGCCCAGCUCAAUAAGCAAGUAUGGCGAGUACUCGACUACUCUCAAGUAAUGUCCUCACGAGUACUCGAGUUGUAAAGUACACAACACGCCCAGGACUACUGGGCAUUACACCAACGAUAUUAACUUAGUAAAUGUGAGCUGAAUGCUUUGAUAAUCUUUUUGUUACACAUAUCGAGUCACCGUUGAAGAUGUAGGAUUUCAGAGUAGAGUUCGACGUAAUUAGAAAUGGUCCAAACACAGUUCAAGCCUGUUAAUUUUAAAAUAUGAAAACUGGCCACUCGCAGCAGUUUUCUCAGUUAAUUACGCUGUAUAAACUUAAACUGUACAUGUAACUAGUGUCUUAGAAACCCAUGUUUGUAAACCUGUAAAUACUCUCCACGUCCAUGUAAAUGAAGAGAAUUUGUAAAGAUGUGUGAUUCUGGGUGAGGUUUUUAAGUACAUCGGUGAACAAGUUGGUGGUUUUGGGGUUUUUUUUUUUUUUUUGAGGGAUGCGACUUAAUUUUUUUAUAUGUAUGUACAGGAACAAAACCCGAAACAAAACUUGUAAAUAUCUUUUAGGGGUUUUGGUCCCCUAGCACUCGGCUUUUUAUGGAGCUCGUGUGCUGUAUAUUUCUGUUGAUUAUAAUCAAUGAAUGUAGAUACGUAUUUGUAAAUGAAAUGAAUGAAUGUGUUGAAUGUAGCGUCCAAACAAUCCGGUCCUCGUGUGCACGUGGGCCGAGUUUUAUUCAAAUCGUAAGUAGACGAAAAAUGAUGUAAUAGACACGGAACGGUACCACUGCACAAUAAAGCAGCACGGUGUUCUCUGAAAUACACAAAUGUUGUUUCAAA